Capronia coronata CBS 617.96 is the source of this 1374-nucleotide messenger RNA. RefSeq lists its product as uncharacterized. The coding region runs from base 1 to 1374 and encodes 457 amino acids. Gene Ontology annotation, molecular function: mating-type factor pheromone receptor activity; pheromone binding. Gene Ontology annotation, biological process: G protein-coupled receptor signaling pathway. Lineage: Eukaryota; Fungi; Ascomycota; Eurotiomycetes; Chaetothyriales; Herpotrichiellaceae. The transcript has a single exon. The record is from RefSeq and is a predicted model, not a curated record. Gene Ontology annotation, cellular component: G protein-coupled receptor homodimeric complex; membrane.
AUGGCUGCACGCAUCAUCCCAGCACUGACGCUUACCGCUCCGACCAGCUAUCCUACGGCCGGAGUUGGCGGCUACUACUACGAUACGGCCUUCGGCGUCCCAACCUACAGCAGCGCUGCUUUCAAUCAAACCACCUGGCGUCUCCUCGACAAUUGGGAUCACAUCAAUGUCAACUAUGCCUCGAGCGAAGGACUGGCGGCUGGCUUGGGCUGGGCGACCUUGAUCUACCUCCUUGCUCUCACCCCGAGCCACAAGAGAACCACACCUUUCCACUGCUUCCUCCUCGUCGGUCUGAUCUUCUUGCUCGGCCAUCUCAUGGUGAACAUCAUUGCGGCUCUGACUCCCGGUCUGAACACUACCUCUGCUUACACCUACGUUACGCUCGACACCAGCUCCAGUGUCUGGCCGCGAAAGUACAUCGCAGUCUAUGCCGUCAACGCAGUUGCAUCCUGGUUUGCUUUCAUUUUCGCAACCAUUUGCCUCUGGUUGCAGGCCAAGGGCUUGAUGACCGGCAUCCGGGUUCGAUUCAUCAUCGUCUACAAGAUCAUUCUCAUGUAUCUCAUCGUGGCAGCCGUCAUUGCUCUCGCAAUCUGCAUGGCCUUCAACAUCCAGCAGAUCUUGUACAUUGGCAAACCCGUUGAGCUGGCCGAUGGCACGGCCUUGCUUCGUCUUCGGAACGCAUACCUGAUCACCUAUGCAAUCAGCAUUGGCAGCUUUUCGUUGGUCUCGAUCUGCUCGAUCAUGGACAUCAUCUGGCGCCGCCCUUCCAGAGUCAUUAAGGGUCACAACAUCUUUGCUUCAGCACUGAAUCUGGUCGGUCUGCUGUGUGCACAGUCUUUUGUCGUGCCAUGUGAGUACAAGCGAGCCCUGGGCCAGGUUCCUGAUUGCACGACUUUUGCUGAUCACAUCUUCCACACAGUCAUCUUCUGCAUCUUGCAGGUCAUUCCCAACAGCAGCGGAGUGAUGCUCCCGGAGAUCAUGCUCUUGCCUUCUGUCUAUGUUAUUCUCCCACUUGGCUCGCUGUUCAUGACAGUCAACUCUCCUGAGUCCGACGUCAACAAGACCUCAUUUCCCCCAAAGUCCAGUCCCGGCCCGUUCGACCGCUCCCCAACCCUCACUAGUGGUACCCUCCCUGGCUCUCGCCCGGAGUCCUAUGUCCUUGACAUGGCCUCGGACAAGAACAGUGGCAACCGCAAGUCAGUUUGUAGCCAAUUCGAUCGUGAGCUCAACCUCAUCGACUCUCUGGAUACUCUCUCCGGACGUGAGGGGGACUCCAUGCUACAUGCACAGAGCAACAACAACAACCAGACUCGCGAGCAGGACAAGCAGCCCCGUGCAGACACCACUCAUGUCGGUUCCGAGAAUAUGGUCUAA